Molecule: messenger RNA, 3301 nt
Organism: Porites lobata
Lineage: Eukaryota; Metazoa; Cnidaria; Anthozoa; Scleractinia; Poritidae
Source: the annotation of a GenBank genome assembly
AUGAAAGACAUAACUGACACUGCAGUACCAUUGCCUCCACAACAAGCGCAGGAAGCAUCUUCCAUUGAACAAUGCACAUUAAGUAAGGAAAAGCCUUCAUGUUCACUAGACUCAUUAACAGACUGUAAAUCUAAUGAAAUGGCAAAACCUGAAGAAAGACCAUCAAAUUCCAUCGUUGAUGAAGACAUGACAAAUGAAAAAGAGCCAAAAGGGAAGUCAAAUGGGAAAGAGGUGAAGACAGUAUCGAGUCCAUUGGAUAUGUUAAAGUGGAGAAACAAAAAGUCAGGAGCAGAAACUAAAAGAGGAAGGAAAAAAGAGUAAGAAAACAUUUUGUUAGUCUUAUUUAAUCCUUGAAUAAAAUCACUUGAUAAAGAAAUAUUUUCAUAAGUAGUUUUUGUCUGUUAUAAAGCAAAAAACAGACUGAGGCUUCUUUUAGUACUAAUAGUAAUAAUUACUGAUAGCACAUGUACGACAGAGCACAGUGGAUGAUGGGAAGAUAAGAUGCAGAGGAGGGAACUGUGCUUUGUGUGAAUUAUCAAUAGAAUUAUUAAUAUAUUUAAUUAAUGAUAUUUUAACCAGGAAGAAGAAUGAGGAAGUGCAUUCAAGACAGACUGCGAUGUCUGAAUAUUUUUCAGUUAGACGAAGUGACAGAAAGUGCAAAUCAGCUAUUCAGGUAUCUCCUAUUUUUUAUGUUAAUUAAAUGCCAAAAUAAUACCCAGUCAACGGACAAUGUCUGGCUAAGAUGACCCUUUUGUCUGGUCAAACUCUCAUUUUGCUAGUCGUUUUGACCAGACACUUAAGCAACCAGAAACAAAAUACAUUUUCACCUCAUUACAUUUCAAGGGGACAAGCAUCUUUUUCCAUUAUUAAUGUUUUUGUUCGUUAUGUUAAAAUGUUCAAGUUAGUUUGACCGGUGAGAAGAAAGACGUGACCAAAAUAUUCUUGGCCAGUGAACAGGACUGGCAAUAAACCCAAAUUUUUUUUGAGCCCUGUGGCCUACUUCUUGAAAGACCCACAUGCUUUUCAGGCCCGAAGGCAAAUUUUAAAAUCAAAACUUGUUGAAUAGUAGCACAGUUCCUAGCUCAGUUUUGCUUCAUUAACUGAUUGUUUCAUUGUAUCAUUGUCAAAUAAAGACACUUUGAUCUUGAAUGUAAAUAUAGGAAACUCAAAAUGGCUUUCUGGGCCCGAACAACUACCCAGACUUUCAAGAAACAGGUCCCUGGCUUUAACCAAGAAAGAUUACAUGUACCUUGUGAGCAAUUUUUAGUUAUCUUUUAGUCUCAGAGAUCUGAAAUCAAAUAAAUUUCAUUAUAGUUAAAUUCUCAUUACCUUUUGUAUUAUAAUUUUGUUUUCAGAAAGAAAAGCAAAAUGCUCUUGAAGAAGCACUGUUGUCUGGCAGAGAAGAUGGCCUUGAGGUGAGAUUUCUUAUGCAAAUUGAAUUUAUUUUGGUUUGCAUAUUUACUCUGUAACAAUUGCAGUUUAAUAAACUAAUUGUUUCCGCAAACAAUAGAUAUAAGAAUGAUAAUGAUAAUAAUAACAAUAAUGAUGAUAAUAAUAAUAAUGAUAAUAAUAAUAAUGUGUGUGCGACAUUUCCUUCUCACACCUGUUAAAAUUUUUUUCAAUGGGGCAUAACUAUGGUAACAUCAAAAGGAAGCAACCUUGACAACCACCUAGAUGUUUGCUAGAGAUUUCUGCAUAACAAGAUAAAACAAUCAAUCAGUAGAGGUGCUAUGAAAUUUCCUGUCUAGAGAUGUGCUACAGACAGUGAAACUGCCAGAAACAAACUUAAGUGUGACCACUUGCAUCAGGAUAUGUAAUAUACCGCAAAGAAAUACCGAGGGAUAUUGAACUUCCUUCUUUCAACGAAAUCAUUCUCUUGUUUUCCUGUUUUAGGUACGAGAAGUAGAAGGCAAAGGGCGAGGUGUGUUUUCAACAAAAGCUUUCUCAAAAGGGCAGUUUGUUUGUGAAUAUGCUGGAGAACUCAUUGACUAUAAGACUGCUAAAGAACGAGAACAAUUUUAUGAAGGGAAAACAGAAUAUGGGUGUUACAUGUAUUACUUCAACUUCAAGAACAAAAAGUUGUGGUGAGUAUAAUGUUUUGAAUUAAAACAAAGCUCUGCGAUGAGAAACUGCCUUGUGACUUGUCUUGCAAUUUUGUUGCGAUACAAGGUAGAGAAAACUGUCUAGUCCAAGUUCACCCUCUGUCUCUCAAAGUUAUUGUUACGACAAGCAUUUGCACGAAGAAGAAUUAUUUAAAAGUUACACUUCUCUAGAGAAUAGUUAAUAGUACUAUUUGCAGAGGACUCCUAGCAUUUCUUUUGUAUCGUCAUCACUGAAGCGUAGCGCAACAAUGUUGAAUCCGUUUGCACAGCACUUCAGCUCUUCAGCUGUUUCAGUUUACACAUGGUCUCCGAGAACGUCAUUCAUGUGUGUCACAGUAUUACUAAGUCUUAUAGGUCGUAUCCUUCCCAUAAUGCACUGCAAAUCCCGAUAUUGUUGGGAUUAGUGUCUCUCUUUCCUAAAAACCCUUCAAAACAAUCAAACCUUGCCUCCGUAAGUGCCAUCUGUGACAUGUGCUCUUUUUACGAUACUAACUUGUUUUUGUCCUCGAUCUAAACAGUGUUGAUGCUACAAAAGAGAGUGGAAGACUCGGAAGACUGUUAAAUCACAGCAAAACUGAAGCAAACUGUGCCACAAAACUAGUGUGUGUACAGGACACGCCCCAUUUGAUACUGGAAACAAUCCAAGAUGUGUCGGAAGGAGAGGAACUUUUAUAUGACUAUGGAGAGAGAAGCAAAGACGUAAUUCAGCAUCAUCAGUGGUUAAAAAGUUAACAGCGAUCCCUACAGCUGUUCCUACCAAUUGAGUUCACGCAUGGUUUAAACAGAUGUCAGCAGAGAUUUAUAUGUAAACAUAAGGAUGUCUUGAUUUGUCAGUCUGUGGAAGGUCAACCCCAAAUUUGCAUGGAUGUACAUGUUAAUGCGUCUGGAGUCACUUGUAACUGGAGAGAAAAUAGUUUUUAUACGACGACUUUUUCGUUUUCCCUUCCAUUCAGUGCCUUAACAAAACUUUAUAGCGUCUAUAUAGAAACGUUUUUGCCACCAAAUAUGCCUGAUUAUUUGUUGUAUAAACUAACCCAGCCUGGUCCCUAGGCGUUCUGGGCACGGUCAAUCCUAGACUCUACCAUGAGCUGUGACGUCACCGAGAGAUACUCGCCCAGAACAACACCGCGGCAAAACGUCUACGAAUGCGCCAGGUUGAGCAUUUCCGGUCUCUUUUUCAGUCACACUUUCCAGUCAGA